This is a messenger RNA of Octopus sinensis (East Asian common octopus), 762 nucleotides long. Its product is annotated as coiled-coil domain-containing protein 40-like. Gene Ontology annotation, biological process: axoneme assembly. The transcript is spliced from 3 exons. Gene Ontology annotation, cellular component: cytoplasm. The coding region runs from base 1 to 762 and encodes 253 amino acids. The record is from RefSeq and is a predicted model, not a curated record. Lineage: Eukaryota; Metazoa; Mollusca; Cephalopoda; Octopoda; Octopodidae.
AUGAGCCAAGAAAAUUUAUCAGAUAUCUCGUUUGAAGAAAGGAAUCAGAAUGAAGGUCUUGUUGCAGAAAAUUCGGUUAUAAAUAACUCUGAAAUUAAAUCAUCAAACGAAAAUGACGGUUGUACUGAAGAUAUGUCACCGAGUGAGAUUAUUGAAGAAACCGUUACUGAGAUGGAAAGAAAUUCAAAUGGCGAAAUGCAAUCAGUUGACGAAAUUACAAUUCUGGACCCUAACCAUCCUUUAAUGAUUCGUUUCCAGAAACAACUGUUCGAACAUCUGACCAAACAGCGAGAAAAAUACGAAUUAGAAUCGGCAACAUUGAAAGACCAAUUGAAUAAGUCUAAAGACAAAAGAGAAGAAAUUGGAGUGCGUUUAUAUGAACGACAACAAGAAUUGGCAUCUCUGCAAGCACAGCUGGAAGACCUUAUGGAACAGUUGUCCGAAAAAUCUCUCACGAAUGAAAGAACAUUGUACGAAAUUGAAGAGCAUCGCAAGAUAGCAAAUAAACUCAGAGAUACCAGCACUGAGGAAUCAAAGGAGGAAAAUCCGAGUGGAGAGUUAGAUUUGUCAAUUCAAAAUAUAGGAAACAUUGAAAGUGAACUGAAAGAAAUAUUUUUGGUGGAGCAGGAUGUGAUUCACAUGCAAGCUAACAUAGAAAAACUAAAUGCGAUUGUGUGUAGUAAGAAAGCAAAAGAAGAGGAACUAUUUAAUGACACAAUCCUUCAGGAAAAAGAUUUUAUCAAAAAAUUAAAGGUAGUUUAG